Molecule: messenger RNA, 225 nt
Organism: Lottia gigantea (owl limpet)
Lineage: Eukaryota; Metazoa; Mollusca; Gastropoda; Lottiidae
Exons: 2
Coding region: 1-225 (74 amino acids)
Biological process (GO): transcription initiation at RNA polymerase II promoter; DNA-templated transcription
Cellular component (GO): transcription factor TFIID complex
Molecular function (GO): DNA binding; RNA polymerase II general transcription initiation factor activity
Source: RefSeq, a predicted model, not a curated record
AUGCUACAGAAUGUUGAAAAAUGUAAAAACUUCUUAUCUACAUUAAUAAAAUUAGCUCAAAGUCAACCAGCAGAAACCGUUCGUAAUGUUCGAGAACUUAUACAGGGUCUUAUUGAUGCUAAAGUUGAACCUCAAACAUUUACAGAGAAAUUACAAGUUGAAUUAAAAUCAUCACCUCAGCCUUAUUUAGUUCCUUUUUUAAAGGUAAAGUGUUUUUAUAUUUGA